AUGUCAACAAUCAAUGCGGCCUCCAGCAAUCCUUCCCCCUCGGCGCCAAACCAAAACGAUUUGCCUCAACCGAGCUCUAACGCUCCUUUACCUGACAACAUGGACUCCACUGAGGAUAUGUCGGCCAUCCGUCGAGGAAUGGAGAGGGGAUAUGCCCUCUCUCCGAUGUAUAGCCUUAUUAUUGAAUACAACCGCGAGCAAGGAAACAACUUCUCCACCGCGGCGGAGGUCUCUUGGAUCUUGCAACAACCCAACUUGAAACCGAGCGAUAUCAUCCUCAAAAAGGACCAUCCUGAUCCUUACACGCUAGUCGCUGUCGGAGAACCUCGAUUACGACGACUCCUCCGAGCAGUGACCGAGCUACAAACCUUCCUCGAUAGAAUGGCGAACUUGAUAGAUGAACGCAGCAACGUGUUUCGAGUCGACCCGCAAGAUACGAUGACCACCGCGCUACAAGGUUGUGAAAGCCGAUCCCAAUUGGAAGUAGCGUACUCAAUACUCCUCAAGCGUCUUUUGACGGCUCAACAGACCGUCAGCAAGUACGAGGCUCAAUAUCGGGAUGAGGACACCCCGUUAUCACCGACCUCAACCUUGCCAGAUCUAUACGACGACUUCGACAGGCUUGACGACGUAGACAGCCGAAUGAGGUACCUGCUGCAGAAGAUACCGCAUCAUCAAGGCCAUCUUAGCUCUGCGGCACAGGCGGCUGUUCAUCAAGGCCAUAGCUGGGACGUGAUACACCCCACGCUACCUCUACAACCGGAACUGCAACCUCACUCACAAGCUUUACCGCUACCGAUACCAUCCAGCGCUCCAUUCGAACCUGAUUCCUCGCGUCAAUCAAUUAAGGAGGGUAAAAAGAAGGUUGAAUGGGGUGAGGCGUCUCCUUGGGACGAGAAAUCCUCGAGCAUGGAACAGGGAAGAGACGACAACGAAGGGCUCGAACCGUCUUUCGGCUUCCAAACCCCGUUCAAGGGAGGAGUCAGAUUCUUCGACGUUUCGAACAGUCCAGACCAAUCAGCCUACUUUUCUACACCAGGGGUAGCGCCAUUGCCCGAUGUUACAGUAGGACUCGCCACGCCCUCCGUAACUCCCUUCGCCGACAACGUCAAACAAGCUAACCAACCACGCUUGGCCUUGAUGUCUUCGAAGGAUGCUCCAUCGGAAAGAAAUCCACACGCUAGACCAGGCCAAACCCCCCCCAAUAGCUUCCCAUCAUUCAAGGGAGGAUCUCCACCAGACGAUGAUCCCCCAGGAGGGGGUAGCGGAGGUAGGGGAGGUGGAGGGAACGGAGGAAAUCCAUUUCCUCCACGCGGAUCACCACGCGAUAACUCAAAUCCAAACCCGAAUCCCGGAGGACCCUACCGCCCUGGAGGAGGGAGUGGCGACCCAGGAGGAGGAGGCGGAGGAGGACCUCCGUCUGCCGAAAACCAAGUGGCCCCACCAGCUCCGUACGGAAACAUACCAGCCUCUAUCAAGACGGAAUUGAAGGUCGAACAAUUGCCCGAAUGGGACGGCAAUCAUUGGACGGCCAUCGAUUACUUCUGGGAGGUUCAACAGUUAGCCCAUCUAGGCGGUUGGAUCCCCGAAGCAUUAGGGUACUGGUUAUGGUUUCGAUUGAAGGACAAGUCACCAGUUAAAUCAUGGUUUAUUACGCUACCGUUGAACUAUCAGACCUACAUGCGUUCGCACUACCUCAAGUUUCUCAAAGGCAUCAAGGAUGGAUACUUAGGUCACCGCUGGCAACUUAGGAUGAACAAUUAUUAUAAUUCACAGCAUUUCCGAGAGAGGAAUCAUGAGAGAGAGACUCCAUCGGAAUUCAUCGUCAGACGCAUAGUCUAUACGCGCAUGCUUCUGUCCAUCAGCGGAGGACCACUUGAAGUCUUCUACAUCAUGAGGAAAGCCCCCAUAAGCUGGGGGCCCAUCCUUCUUAUAAGUAGUAUAAAAGACUCGAGCGAACUCUAUUCAUGGGUUACAGAACACGAAGAGGCACUCUUGGAGGCGUUCCGUGUUUCGAAAGGGGGUCAAGCCCCCUCGAUUGAUAACAUUGUCAGUCAGCUUAAGCAAAUGGGCCUCAUUCCGGAUAAAGACAAGGGCGGGGGCUCCUCUACUUAUCAAAGUCCCUCUACCUAUCAGGGUCCCUCUACUUAUCAACGCCGCGCUAAUCUAGUGGAGAAUUCUAACGCAAACCCUAGCAUAGAGCCUGUCGAUGAGACAGUAUCUCCUUCCGCACCGGAAAACCUCCCUGCCAAUCAAUCCUCAGAUCCUUCUACUAAUCAGCACAUCCUACGCGAAGCGUACCAGGUCCUGAAGCAACGCCAACGUCCUCCACCAGUAGGAGGGUACCCCUACGCGAAAAAUGACCACGUCACUACCAAAAUGGGUAGGUUACCCCCGUCACCCUGUAAGUGCUGUGGAAGCGCAAAUCACUGGGAUAAGGAAUGUCCCGACUGGAAUACAUACCUCGAAAAAGCGAAGCGGUCAGCAAAUAUGGCUGAGUUUUGGGCGCCAAACGAGUCUGAGAAGACCUACGUGACCGUGUAUUCCAUCUUGCUCAAUGAAAGAUUAGCUGGAGAGAUCGUCAACCAACCAUUAUUGGAAGAUUCCCUCACUCAGCAGGAUUUUAGGUCGGCAUCGUUUCUUUCACAGGCAACUGCGGAAGGAGUGAGUAAGUCCAGGAAGGGGAGUCAGGUAAGAAAGACUCGCACCACCAUGGAAGAAGUUGAGGAUGAGGAUUGGCUAGCCUACUUAGCUAAACCGAAAUCCUCAGAGUUUUUGAUGGAGGAAGUGAAGCAAGUGAAAGAAACCCUCGUCUCCCGAACGAACAGUGAAGAGGAAAGAGUUGAACCGAAUUUUAGGUCUCCCUCUGCACGACCUGAAAAUGAGACGAAAGAGACGGAAGAGAUCCCUCCCACAGAGUCUUCUGAGUGGCCAGGACCUCCCAUUCCGGAUAUCAGAGUCCGUCUGAAAAAGAAACGUUUCGCCCCGGCCGGCGCGUCUGCAGUGGGGGUAUCCGUAGUAGCUGUCCAAGGAUGGGUGGGAUCCACUAGAAACAAACCGAUCGACAUCAGGUUGGACUCAUGUGCAGACGUCACCUUGAUUUCGCAGGAAUACCUCGAAAGUCUACAAGAUCGGCCACCCUGUCAGAAUGGAUUGAAGAUGAACUUGUGGCAGCUUACUGACAAAGACGCUACGCUUCAGGGUUACGUUCGAAUACCGAUCUUUUUCGUGUCCUCAGAUGGCAUUCUCUUGGAGACGGAAGCAGAAGCCUACGUAGUCCCGAACAUGACGGUUCCCAUCCUGUUGGGAGAAGACUACCACGUUAACUAUGAACUUAUAGUUGCCCAUAAGGUUGAUUUCCGCUCCGUGGUCAAUUUUGUGGGAGUUCCCUAUUCGGUCCCAGCUCGAGGAGUCAGUAGGACGAAGGACUUCGGGAGAAUGCGUCAAAGCACCUGCACGACGGCAAGUUUCAUUAAAGCCAGACUCCAUAAGCGGAACAAGGCAAGGAAGGCGAGGAAAAUUAAGAGUUUUGGCAUUGAAAAAAGGACGGUCAGAGCAGCUGAAGACUAUCGCCUUCGCCCGGACGAGUGCCGCCGAAUUAGAGUAGAUGGUCACUUUGAAGAGGAUAAGGAAUGGCUGGUCGAAAAGAACUUGUUAGCUGCUGCCGACGAUUCGACUUUUGUCGUACCUAACGUGCUUAUUUCCGCGUCGAAUCCCUGGAUUCCAGUCUCUAACCCAUCGCCUCACCCAAAAGUGAUCAGAAAAGGAGACGUGGUGGGAUACUUGACAGAUCCACAAGAAUACUUCGAUGCUCCUCAGACUUCACAGGGUCUUGACAAGCUUGUAAAGAUGGCCGAGGCUUUGGUGACAAUUAUAGCGGUUUCUUCGAGCGACUCGAACCAGACCUCGUCGACGUCAGAGGAGUCUGAGAAACCGUCAGAGCAGGCAGAGCCCAGCCUAGAAAAGGAAGUCAGCGAAGAAGAAGAACCAGAAGCGUACGGUCCGAAAACAGCUGAGCUCCCAGACACAACGGAGUAUCCUUCUUUGAGGAUGCGAGAGUUCUUGGACGUAGGGUCUUUGCCGGAGCAUUUGCAAGAACGAGCCUGGGAGAUGCUAGAGAAACGGAAGAAAGCAUUUGGGUUCGAUGGGCGCUUAGGCCAUCACCCGAGUAAAGUCCAUAUUAGGACAGUCGACGGACAAGUGCCAAUCGCCGUCCCAAUAACCAUCAAAGAGUCCGUGGAGUGCCCCCGUGGUCAUAGCCUACCGGAACGGCAAACCACGGUUUUGCGUCGACUAUAG
Molecule: messenger RNA, 4299 nt
Organism: Laccaria bicolor S238N-H82
Lineage: Eukaryota; Fungi; Basidiomycota; Agaricomycetes; Agaricales; Hydnangiaceae
Exons: 2
Coding region: 1-4299 (1432 amino acids)
Source: RefSeq, a predicted model, not a curated record